Messenger RNA from Phragmites australis (common reed), 2897 nucleotides. RefSeq lists its product as uncharacterized. The record is from RefSeq and is a predicted model, not a curated record. NCBI's taxonomy places the organism in Eukaryota, Viridiplantae, Streptophyta, Magnoliopsida, Poales, Poaceae. The transcript is spliced from 13 exons. Gene Ontology annotation, biological process: retrograde transport, endosome to Golgi. The coding region runs from base 497 to 2155 and encodes 552 amino acids. Gene Ontology annotation, cellular component: Golgi membrane; Ric1-Rgp1 guanyl-nucleotide exchange factor complex.
GUCCCCGCCCGUCGGCAGCCGCUCUCCCUGUCACCCUUCCCCCCCCCCCCCCCUCACCGUCGUUACCCUCCGAGGCUCGGACCCUCUUCCUCACCUCCCGCUGCCCCCAACCCCGAGAACCUGCCGCAUCCCAUCACCCCGCUGGCUCUCUUCCUUGUCCUCACCGCCGGCCCCAAUCGUCGUUGAGGCCUGAUUUGCCUCGCCAAGGCUGAGAUCCGGACGGAACCGUCGUGGAUCGGCCGUUACGAUCGAUCCCGUCCGCCACCGUCGUCUUCGCUUGCUCGGUCACCACGGAGCCCCGAACCGUUGGGCGCACAAAACGCAUCCGGGACGGACGGCCGCCAGGUGGAAUUGUAUCAUCGGUGUUUAGUCACAACUUUAGAAGACAACAGGUCUUUAGUUCUGACUUGGCCAACAAUUUCCUGUGGGUUAUUCUCUUCUGAUGCAGUGGCAGAAAUUUGUUGAGUUCGAGCUACCGCUCUGAUACUCUGAUGAGAUGUCACUGAAACUUCCACUUCCGCAAGGGCUUUCCUUCUUAAGAAGUGUUGGAUGGUUUGAAGACAGGAAGGUUGAUUCAGCCGCCAAGCAGCAGUUAUCCCCAACAUUGAAGCUCCAGACAGACAAGGAGGUGUACAGACCCGGUGAUUCAGUCACCGUGACUGUAGAAAUCUGUAGCCCCGCUAGUUUGAAGGAUGAUGCGGGGCAGACAGUGUCGGGCGAAGAUGCCCCCUCUCUAUUGUUAGAUGUGCUUUCCUUCGAACUUAAAGGGAUUGAGAAGCUGGAUAGCCAGUGGUUCUCUGUUCCAAAGCCCUUACCAGGGUCUAAACAAAGGAGAGGUGAACAUAUGUUCCUGGAUUGUUCGGCACCUUUGCUGGUCUCUAAAGUAAUAAUUGCUUCAGGGCAAACAAAAACAUACAUUGUACGUGUGGAACUCCCAAAGAUUUUGCCGCCAUCUUAUAGGGGUAUCAGUAUCCGCUAUAUUUAUUAUGUUAGGAGUGCGUUGUUUGGAAGGUCGAUUGUGUUGGGUAAUGGAGACCAAAAUAAAGCCCCCAUGAAUAGUGCAAUUCAACUGGAAGCUCGAGUCCCAUUACAGAUACGUGUUUCCCAGAAAAGUACCAACCUACUAAAUGAAGAAGGGACUUUACCAUUCCCAGUUGAUCAACUGGGCAUAUUUUGGAGGGAAAAAGAUGAAGAUUCAGACUGGGCCAAAGCAAAUGAUAAUACUGAUCUAGAAGAAGGAUAUGAUAGUUCAAAAGAUGAAAUUUCAUCUGUUUCUUCAUGCAACCCUUCCAAAGCAAAUCCUGAAUUCUCCCUCAGGAACUCGUUGUCAAUGCAGUCCUUGUCAUCACACCUCUCCACAGGUGAGCCAUUGUAUAAUCAAGUAGGACGGCCCAGUUUCCCAUCAUACAGUCCAAUUCCUCGAUUGUCAGUGUCAGAGAUUUCAGAUGAUCAUGACAGAGGUUUAGUGUCACCUCAAAGGAACGUAAACCAUUUGCUGUUGGAUCAUUCAUCGAACGGGCAAAUGUUUUCUCCAGAUGCUGAUCGCUCAAAAGAUGAUGUUGCACUCCCCCUUACGCCAAAACAUGUUGAACCAGCUGGAUCUGAAGGCUUUACGAGAGGAAGAUCUUAUAAUAUAAGAAUAGAUGACCAAGUCUUGCUUCGUUUCUCACCAAAGAAUUCUGACGCAACUUAUUAUUUUGGUGAUAUGAUUGGUGGAGCACUCACCUUUUUCCAUGGAACUAGAACGCGGAGGUGCCUUGAGGUAUCUAUAACCCUGGAAACAUCAGAAACAAUUAAUCCUCGCGCAUUACAUCCUUCAAGAAGGAGCUCGCCCACAAUAACCAAGCUGCACAGUGAACAUCAUGAGGUUGUUGCGGAUCUUCACCAGACAAGCUUUCUCUUUUCCAUUCCCAUUGAUGGUCCUAUGUCAUUUUCUACCUCAAAGGUCUCUGUACAGUGGUCUCUUCGAUUUGAGUUCUUCACAACUCCCGAAGGAACAGACACAGCUAGGUACGAGCACCCACUUCUUGUGGAGAAAAGAGAAAAGGGCGAAUGGAUCCUCCCAAUAACUGUUUACGCACCUCCAUUGCGUAGACGAGCUACUCAUGGGAGAAACGAUAGAUCUGUCUUACUUGGAAACAUCUUCAACUCUUGAAGUGUGCUGUUGCUAUCUACACCUGAUUUCAUCCUUUGCUUGUCGAAGUAUAGUUUCUUUUUUCUUUUUCUUGACCCAAGAAUUAUAGUUUCAUGAAGCUGGAAAGGAAUGCCACAUUUUUCUGAUUGUUGUGAUACCAUCAAAAGAAGUUCCUCACAGUCUGUUAAAGGAUCUGCAAUUUGCUAUCUAUUCGUACAAAAGCACAUCGGAAACAGAAAUUAAAUGGAGCGAGGAGAAACUUGUGUUGCAUCAAGUGGACUGCAUUUGUUUCGUGGAUUUCAGUUCAUCCCCUGGGAGCAGGCAUUUGAAAUUAGUACUUAAUUUACUUGAUGCAACAUCAAUAGUAUACAAGAUACUGAUCAUGAGUGCACCACAGUUACCCUAUACCUUCGACACAAACGGCGCACAUCUGCGCUCAUCAGGUUUCGGCGUUGUGUCAGGGUUGUACCUGGCUUGUGAGCCCCAAUCUUUCUUUUCCAGCUGUUUUUCUGAUUGUAACCCUGUUUCCGAUCAAUAAACCCUGAUCUCUGUUGGGUCUCCAAAAAAAAGGGACAUACCUUUGACAGAUGGACUGGACUCUUGGGCAUUCGGGGUGCCUAUCUAAUAGCUAUUACACCUUUCUUUAGUACACGUGAAAUAGCUGCCCUGUAAUUCCAUUGUUGUGGAAACUAAACAUGAUUGUACAGGCUGUUGCGGAGUUUCUGUAAUCUCCCGUGUUGAUUGUUAGAAUUACUUUCGGAAA